Molecule: messenger RNA, 1957 nt
Organism: Hermetia illucens (black soldier fly)
Lineage: Eukaryota; Metazoa; Arthropoda; Insecta; Diptera; Stratiomyidae
Gene: ChLD3
Product: chitin deacetylase 1
Exons: 6
Coding region: 113-1813 (566 amino acids)
Biological process (GO): carbohydrate metabolic process
Cellular component (GO): extracellular region
Molecular function (GO): hydrolase activity, acting on carbon-nitrogen (but not peptide) bonds; chitin binding; protein binding
Source: RefSeq, a predicted model, not a curated record
AUUUCCAUACGUUAGAUAUCGGACGAUAAAGCCAGUCUCAGUGCCGAUCGCGAUCCCAGUGUUAAUGCAAAAAGUUACAAGACUGUGGGUACUGUGAUCGCACCAACAUUGCAUGCACAUUUGUGCCGACUACGGAAUAGAUUGCGCUAGAAGAAAAGAUUUUUUAGACAUGAGUGAAAAGUGCAUUUACCGGCGAAGUGCAGUGCGAUUUAAAUUGAUCAAUUAUCCGAAAGCCGGCCUGGCGGUGGUUAUUUUCUGUGUUUUCAGUUUAGUGGGACUUGUGGAAAAUGCGUCCGCCGAGCACAACGUAACCAAGCGCAGCUUCAAGAACACCGUCCGUUGCAUUGAAGAUGGUCGCUUUUAUCGGAAUCCAGAUCGUGCUGUCCACAAGAUGUGGUCCAAUGCGGAAUGCACCAAAUACUAUCUCUGCCUGGAUAAAGAAGUCUUCGAGUUCAAAUGCUCCGUGGGUCUGUUAUUUGAUGUCGUGCGGCAAAUUUGCGAUUUUAAACAGAACGUGGACAACUGCGAUAUAACAGCAGAGGUUCGAGCUCCAAAACCACUGCUGGAGGCUGCCCAGUGCCCUGAAUCGAAUCAGCUGGGUUGCGCUGAUGGAACCUGUUUGCCGAACGAGUACUUCUGCGAUGGAUCUGUGGAUUGCCCAGAUGGUUCCGAUGAGGGUUGGUGCGACGUGGAUAAUGACCCAAAUGCUGCAGACGCUUGCGACCCAUCAUCAUGCUCUCUUCCCGAUUGUUUCUGUUCGAAGGAUGGCACUCAAAUCCCUGGGCGAAUGGAACCCAGUCAGGUCCCUCAAAUGGUUAUACUAACAUUCGACGAUGCCAUUAAUUUCGAUAAUUGGGAGCUUUUCAGUAACGUGCUCUUCACUCCAAACCGAAAGAAUCCAAAUGGAUGCCCGAUCAGAGCAACAUUCUUCAUUUCUCAUCAAUACACGAAUUAUCAGUACGUUCAGAAGCUUUGGAAUGAUGGUCAUGAAAUUGCAGUUCAUUCAGUUACGCACCGUGGCCCUGAAGACUGGUGGUCAAGGAACGCAACCAUCGAGGAUUGGUUCGAUGAAAUGGUUGGACAAGCGAAUAUCAUCAACAAAUUUGGUAACGUCCGAAUGGAAGAGAUUCGAGGCAUGCGAGUACCUUUUCUGCGUGUAGGGUGGAAUCGGCAAUUCUUGAUGAUGAAAGAGUUUGGAUUCGUCUAUGAUUCAUCCAUGGUAGCACCGUUCUCUAACCCACCACUUUGGCCAUAUACCAUGGAUUACAAAAUGCCUCACACCUGCACUGGAACGAAGCAACUAUGCCCAUCGCGAAGCUACCCAGGAGUGUGGGAGAUGGUUAUGAAUCAAUUAGAAGCCGGGGAUUUCCAUUGCGGAAUGGUAGAUAGUUGUCCACCUCAUCUGAGUCCUGAUGAUGUUUACAAAAUGCUGACUCAUAAUUUUAAAAGGCAUUAUUCCAGUAACAGGGCGCCAUUUGGACUGUAUUUCCAUUCGACAUGGUUCAAGAAAACAGAGUAUCUGAAUGUGUUUUUGAAAUUCCUCGAUGACCUACAAAGGCUUCCGGACGUGUACCUCGUAACUAAUUGGCAAGCGAUCCAGUGGAUGCGCCACCCAGUUCCAUCCAAUCAAAUAGGACAAUUCGAGCCUUGGUUAUGCAAACCCAGGCCCUUAGAGCCACGAGAGGUGGCAUGCAGCCUGCCAAACAGUUGCAGACUCCACAGUCGCGUUCUCCAGCAGGAUCGCUACUUCUUUACUUGCAACGAGUGCCCAGCGCAAUAUCCGUGGAUUCGAAAUGAGUUUGGUCUGGACUAGGAGCCAGGACCAGCUUCCAUACGAGACUUAUUAAUUAAGAAAUGCUUCCUUCGGAAAUUCUUACUAUUUAUUGCCUUAUUUCCUAAGCGUUAAUGUUAUUUUAGAAAAAUAAUAAAACAUUUUUACAAGUGUUCAUUGACAAAC